AUGGAAGCCCAGGGAGAUCUAGUGACUUGUGCAAGGCUGCGGCGCGGGCUGGCGGGAGGGCAGACGGGCGGGCGCUGCUGGCCCCGUUGUGCUGCGGCCGCCACGGGCCUGUGCGUCCCCCGGCCUCGCCAUGGAGGCCGGGCCCCCGCCAUCCGCGAGGGCUGGUUCCGGGAGACGUGCAGCCUGUGGCCGGGCCAGGCCAUGUUCCUGCAGGUGGACAAGCUGCUCCACCACCAGCGCUCCCGCUACCAGGAGAUCCUGGUCUUCCGCAGUAAGACCUACGGCAACGUCCUGGUGCUGGAUGGAGUCAUCCAGUGCACAGAGAGGGAUGAAUUCUCGUACCAGGAGAUGAUUGCCAACCUGCCCCUCUGCAGCCAUCCCAGCCCACGAAAGGUGCUAAUCAUUGGUGGUGGGGACAGGGGAGUCCUUCGGGAAGUGGUGAAGCAUCCAUCUGUGGAGUCUGUGGUCCAGUGUGAGAUUGACGAGGACGUGAUCCAGGUCUCUAAGAAAUACUUGCCGGGCAUGGCCGUGGGCUACUCCAGCCCAAAGCUGACCUUGCACGUUCGAGAUGGAUUUGAAUUCAUGCAGCAGAACCAGGAUGCCUUCGAUGUCAUCAUCACUGACUCCUCGGACCCCAUGGGUCUUGCUGAGAGUUUGUUCAAAGAGUCUUAUUACCAGCUGAUGAAGACAGCGCUGAAAGAUGACGGGAUCCUCUGCUGUCAGGGUGAGUGCCAGUGGCUGCAUCUGGACCUCAUCAAGGAGAUGCGUCACUUCUGCAAGUCUCUGUUCCCUGUUGUGGAAUAUGCCUACUGCACCAUCCCCACCUACCCCAGCGGCCAGAUUGGCUUCAUGCUCUGCAGCAAGACCCCGAGCACUAAUUUCCGGGAGCCAGUACAGCAGCUGACCCAGGAGCAAGUAGAGAAAAUGAACCUCAAAUAUUACAACUCGGACAUCCACCGCGCGGCCUUUGUGCUGCCUGAGUUUGCCCGCAAGGCCCUGAGCGAUGUGUGAGGAGACCAGUACACCUGCCUCGGCCUCUCCCAGGGACUUCAAGCCACAAGCGCCCAUUCCAGGAUGCCCCUCUUCCUGCUCUGAGGGUAUCGGCUGGCACGCGGCAUCCCCUCCCAACUGAGGACCUGCCCCUCACCAGCUGUCCCGCCCGCUGACCAAGUGUUACCAAACCCAGGACGUGAUCGAGGGGCUCCCCGUGCCAUGCUCUGCUGGGCGGGUGGGGGGAGAGUACAAGAUGUCUGUCUGUCUCUGUCUCUGUCCAGUCUGGUCAAUUAGCGUCUCUUAAUAUUGAUCAUCUGUGUACAGAACGAUCCUUCUCACCUCUAACAAGCCCCUUCACCAAACAGUGUAUUUAUAAC
Messenger RNA from Trichosurus vulpecula (common brushtail), 1370 nucleotides. RefSeq names its product spermidine synthase-like. The record is from RefSeq and is a predicted model, not a curated record. Bases 1 to 1011 code for a protein of 336 amino acids. Gene Ontology annotation, biological process: spermidine biosynthetic process. Gene Ontology annotation, cellular component: cytosol. The transcript is spliced from 2 exons. Gene Ontology annotation, molecular function: spermidine synthase activity. Lineage: Eukaryota; Metazoa; Chordata; Mammalia; Diprotodontia; Phalangeridae.